UUCAUGAAUCUACGCGGAGGGUAAAAGGAGGUGCACGCUGUUGCCGGCGUGGUUUUUAAGUUUUUAUGCGUUGGCUCGAGAUUAAAAUAGAGAUUAGUUUAAAUGAUUCCUGCUGUUUUUUAUUCGGUGUAGGAAAAGUUGUACACUUAUAGGAAAGCGUUUGAGUUGCGUAAUCAGACUGUAGUUGGUACUGCACUGUAACUGGGUUCACCUUAAACGGAUAACUUACUUUUAUGCAUGAGGGGGUAGAAGUGUUUGUGUGUUUGGAUCCAUCAUGGUGUUUUUCACGUGUAACUCGUGUGGUGAGUCGCUGAAAAAGGCGCAGAUCGACAAACACAAGGGCAUGUGCAGAGGGUGUACAUGUUUGUCUUGCAUCGACUGUGGAAAAGAUUUCUGGGGUGAGGACUAUAAGAGCCAUGUGAAAUGCAUCACUGAGGACCAGAAGUAUGGCGGUAAGGGCUACGAGGCCAAAGUCCAGAAGGGUGAUGUGAAACAGCAGCAGUGGAUUCAGAGAAUACAGGAGGCCUUGAAUAAACCAGGAAUCACUCCCAAACUGAAAGAUGUGCUGAAUCAAGUCAGUUCAUAUGACAAUGUUCCAAGGAAGAAAGCCAAGUUCCAGAACUGGAUGAAGAACAGCUUGAGGAUCCAUGACACACGUCUGCAUGACCAAGUUUGGGACAUUUUCUCAACCGCUGACAGCAAUCAGCUUAAUGGAAACCAGCAACCUGAAUCCAAACCGGAUCCUCCACAACCUCCCCAACUUCAAGAGCAGCAAGAGGAGAAACCCAGUGAGAAGAAAAAGAACAAGCGAGAGAGAAAAGAGGAGCGACAGAAAAAGAGCAAAAGGAAGCAAGCAGAGAAUGGCAAUGCGAAGCAAGAGCAGAAUGGAGAGGUUGCCUCGGAUGAGCAGCGGAAAAAAAAGAAGAAAAGAGAGAGAGCAGCAGAGGAGUGUGGGGAGGAUGGACAGAAUGAGGGGAACAAAUCAACACAUAAGCCAAAGAAAAGGAAAGGAGAGGAGCCAGAAGAGGACCAAAGCCUGGAGGAUGAGGAAGAUCAGCAGGAGGUGCAGGAUCAGUCCAACACUAAAGGAAAGUUUAACUGGAAGGGGACGAUAAAGGCGGUUCUACGGCAGGCACCAGACGAAGGCCUCUCCAUCAAAAAGCUCCGCAAGAAGGUUUUAGCAGCAUAUUAUUCAUUCAGUGGCGACGCAAACUACAAGUCAGAGGAGCAGCUUUUCACUUUGUUCAACAAGAAGAUCAACAAUCCAAAGUUUAAGAUUCUGAAAGACAAAGUCAGACUGGUGGAAUGAUCGGGAUUCUCCUUCUCUCAGAUCUUAAGCCAUACAACUCUCAUUUUGCUUCUGGAAGCAGUUCUAUGUACAAUACAGACUCUGCUUUUCUUACAAUAAAUGUUUUUGAACAGA
Pygocentrus nattereri (red-bellied piranha) is the source of this 1423-nucleotide messenger RNA. RefSeq names its product Ly1 antibody reactive homolog (mouse) (gene lyar). The record is from RefSeq and is a predicted model, not a curated record. Lineage: Eukaryota; Metazoa; Chordata; Actinopteri; Characiformes; Serrasalmidae. Gene Ontology annotation, molecular function: DNA binding. Bases 275 to 1309 code for a protein of 344 amino acids. The transcript has 8 exons. Gene Ontology annotation, cellular component: nucleolus. Gene Ontology annotation, biological process: rRNA processing; negative regulation of transcription by RNA polymerase II.